GGAGCCAGGGGUGGGCGGAGCCUAGGGGAGGGACUAGGGAGAGCCCGGACCCAGGGGUGCAGGGAAAUGCGAGGCUCCCAGAGUCAGAGAUGUCCCCAUCUGCCGCCCACCCUCUGGCCCAGGCUGCUGCUCGGGUCUAAGGAUGGGAGGAGGGGAGGAUCAGGUGACCUCGACCCUCUCCUGAGUGACACCCGCCCUGGGACCGCAGGUGUCAUCUGAGAACGUCCCAGCCCCAGGUCCUGCCUGUGAGAGCAGAGACUCUACCACCCCCUCAUAAUCCAGCCACGUUGCACACCGGGCACAGGUCCUGUCAAGUACAAAGUGCCCGGUCGGCAUGCCAAGGACGCGCCACACUUGGAGGAAGCCAGUGACUCUGCGGAGGCCAGUUCUUGUACUUAUCCAAGCCAAUCGCCUUCCUAAAAAUACCGAGGCCUGAACCAGACGGGGCAGGAGUGCAGGAGCAGGUCUGCCAGACCGAAGCACAGGGUCAGCCCUCUGCCGGGGGAGGCGGGGGGCGGGGCAGACAGCCCCAGCCACGCCCACGACGACACACAAGCAGCCCCUGGGGGUCAGGUGGCCGAGGCCUGGGGGACACAGGCCUGCCCCUUGUCCGCACGGCCGGUGCUCAGCCCACCCUUGUUGAAAGCAGAAUGGCACAGAAAGUUCUGGCGGACUUAGGCUCCUGGGCAGUUACUGCUUCGAGAAGAAAGGCCCUGCUGGGAGGAGGGCAGGGUGCCAUCAGCAGUCCUUGUGGGGCAGACCGGUCCUGGCUACCCUGGGGCUGGGGUCAGGCGACGGGUGACCAGGCCCUGCCCUUGGAAGCAGCCGGCAGGCCGCCACCCGCCUCGUCCUGCUGCAAAGCACAGUGAGGUCCCAGGGGCCGGUCUUGGGGGCCGAGGGUCUCCUGAAGGUCAGGCUCACCUCUCUCAACCCCUGAAGGGAAUGUCCAGGAGGGUGAGCACGGAUGACAGCCGUUCUCGGAAGAACCGCGUAAGGCUCCGCCAGCGCCUGCUGCCCCAGCCCUGCCGGCAUCCGGCCCAACCCAGGGCCAGGAACGAGGCAACAGAACGCCAACCCCGAGGCCCCCGCUCUGCCGAGCCACACCCAAGUCAGCGGGCGGCUGGGGCCUCUGUGCCCUGUGUCACCAGGAUCCUGGGCGCGGGAAAACCCUUGGAAGUCCAGGAGGAAGGAGCCAGACCCGGCCAUGGUAAGCGGGGGCGACUCGGGGAGCCUCCUCUUGUCAACCGGCAGCUGGCUCCCACAGCCACCCCCCACCCCCAGGAGACCUGGCAGGUGGAAGCAGGGACUGUGGCCCGCGGACCCCAGACCACCUCCUGUACCCCUGCACUCACCUCAGCCCACAGGCCACAGAGCCUGCCAGCCCCCCGCCGCCUCCCGGGACCUGAAAGAGAAAGGGGCUCCGGACAGCCAGGGGAGCCCCGAAGCCCUCCGCUUGGCGACUUGCUGCCUGAGUCAUUCUGUAGCCUUGCUCACUGCCAGCACCCAGCACCCAUGCACAAACCUCCAAGACCACCCGACCUCCUGGCCUGCAGGUACCACGCACCCCGCGUUUCCCUCUACAUGCUUCCCGGGGCAACAAGAGACAGGAAACUCUGCCUAGAACCUGGGUGCCCCUUCUGCAGGACGAUCUCUGCCCUUUCAGAGUCUAGCCCUCAGGAGCAGGCUCCGAGAACCCGCAUUUCAGGCCACCUCUGGAUGGAGGGUGGGGGCCGGGGUACUGGGGACGGAGCAGAGGCUGGGCUGAGAGGAGACAGCAGGGGAGUGGAGAUUGGGGAGCCGGGCGGGGGCCGGGGGCUCCUCCCGAAGGACGCAGGGCAGGUGGCGCACUCUGUGCGAGGAACCGGCCCGAGCCGCCUCUACAUCAGAGCCGGACGGACGUGGUCCAUACAGCAGAGCCAGACCAACCCGGCCCCUACAGCAAGCCCGGCCCGACCCGGUCUCCACAGCAGAGCCGGCCCAAUCCGCCUCUACAGCAGGCCCCGGGGCAGUCCCGAGGCUUCGGCUCUGGACCCAGCUAGUCGCAGCGGAGGCGACAGCCAUCGACCAGGUCCAGGCCAGGGCGCAGGAAGGGGCGCCUCUCGCUCCCUGGCACGCUCACCUACCCCGCCCCCGCCGGCCCACUCCGCCCACCUCCCUGAGGUUGCCCAGUCCCAGCCCCCUUUGUUGCCCUUUCCCAGGGUUGCAGCUGCACGGGGUCGGAGGUCUUUGGUGCCCCUCUCCCGGGGUCACACGGGCCCAGGCCCACCGAGGGGCCCAGUGGAAAGGUUCCGCCUGACCUCGGCUGCAACAUGCAACAGUGCAGACCAUCGCAGAGAGACUGCUGUGUGCGAAAUGGAGAGCGGUGAGAAGCUGCUGUGA
This is a messenger RNA of Bubalus bubalis (water buffalo), 2379 nucleotides long. RefSeq names its product serine/arginine repetitive matrix protein 1. The transcript is spliced from 4 exons. Bases 943 to 2379 code for a protein of 478 amino acids. The record is from RefSeq and is a predicted model, not a curated record. Lineage: Eukaryota; Metazoa; Chordata; Mammalia; Artiodactyla; Bovidae.